Talpa occidentalis (Iberian mole) is the source of this 9274-nucleotide messenger RNA. RefSeq names its product centrosomal protein 290 (gene CEP290). Gene Ontology annotation, biological process: camera-type eye development; kidney development. The record is from RefSeq and is a predicted model, not a curated record. The coding region runs from base 205 to 8496 and encodes 2763 amino acids. The transcript is spliced from 55 exons. NCBI's taxonomy places the organism in Eukaryota, Metazoa, Chordata, Mammalia, Eulipotyphla, Talpidae.
UGGGGAGGGAAUGGUGUCGCCUAGCAGCCACCGCCGCUAGUGCUGGCUCGAGACGUGUUUGGCGGGAUCCGGUGUCCGGGUGGAACCGCGCUGGGGAGCGGUCAGGCGUGGUCCAGGGCUCGGCUUGGUGGGUGCGGUAGAUGAGUUAGUGGCUUUGGCUGCCAGGCAUGGUCUAGAAGGUAAAACACAGUGAAAGAAUUCAAGAUGCCACCUAAUAUAAACUGGAAAGAAAUAAUGAAAGUUGAUCCAGAUGACCUGCCUCGUCAAGAAGAAUUGGCAGAUAAUUUAUUGAUUUCCCUAUCCAAGGUGGAAGUAAAUCAACUAAAAAGUGAAAGUCAAGAAAAUGUGAUACACCUUUUCAGAGUUACUCAGUCACUUAUGAAGAUGAAAGCUCAAGAAGUAGAGCUAGCCUUGGAAGAAGUUGAAAAAGCUGGAGAAGAACAGGCAAAAUUUGAAAAUCAAUUAAAAACAAAAGUAAUGAAACUGGAAAAUGAACUGGAGAUGGCUCAGCAUUCUGCAGGUGGACGUGAUACUCGGUUUUUACGUGAUGAAAUCCGCCAACUUGAAAAGCAACUGGAACAAAAAGAUAAAGAGUUAGAGGAUAUGGAAAAGGAGCUGGAGAAAGAGAAAAAAGUUAAUGAACAAUUGGCUCUUCGAAAUGAGGAGGCAGAAAAUGAAAACAGCAAAUUAAGGAGAGAGAAUGAACAGCUUCGCCAGGAUAUUAUUGACUACCAGAAACAAGUAGACUCACAAAAAGAAACACUUCUAUCAAGAAGAGGAGAAGAUAGUGACUACCGAUCACAACUAUCUAAAAAAAACUAUGAACUUGUCCAAUAUUUGGAUGAAAUUCAGACUUUAACAGAAGCUAAUGAGAAAAUUGAAGUUCAGAAUCAGGAAAUGAGAAAAAACCUAGAAGAGUCAGUACAAGAAAUGGAGAAGAUGACUGAUGAGUACAACAGGAUGAAAGCUAUUGUACAUCAGACAGAUAAUGUAAUGGACCAGUUAAAAAAAGAGAAUGAUCAUUAUCGUCUUCAAGUGCAGGAGCUUACAGAUUUUCUGAAAGCAAAAAAUGAAGAAGAUGAUCCUGUCAUGGUAGCUGUCAACGCAAAAGUAGAAGAAUGGAAGUUAAUUUUAUCUUCAAAAGAUGAUGAAAUCAUUGAAUAUCAGCAAAUGUUGUAUAACCUGAGGGAGAAACUAAAAAAUGCCCAGCUUGAUGCUGAUAAAUGUAAUGUCAUGGCUCUACAACAGGGUAUACAAGAACGAGAUAAUCAAAUUAAGAUGCUCACUGAACAAGUAGAACAAUAUACAAAAGAAAUGGAAAAAAAUACUUUAAUUAUUGAAGAUUUGAAAAAUGAGCUUCAAAGAAACAGAGGUGCUUCAACACUUUCUCAAGAGACUCAUUAUAUGAAAAUUCAGUCUCAGGUUCAAAUUUUAGAGGAGAGAACUAAAGAGGCUGAGAAAAUGGCUGAACUAGCUGAGGCUGAUGCCAGGGAAAAGGAUAAAGAACUUGUUGAGACUCUGAAGCGAUUAAAAGAUUAUGAAUCGGGAGUAUAUGGUUUAGAAGAUGCGGUUAUUGAAAUAAAGAAAUGUAAAAACCAAAUUAAAAUAAGAGAUCGAGAGAUUGAAGUAUUGACAAAGGAAAUCAAUAAACUUGAGUUGAAAAUCAAUGAUUUCCUUGAUGAAAAUGAAGCACUUAGAGAGCGUAUGGGUCUUCAACCAAAGACAAUGAUUGAUUUAACUGAAUUUAGAACUAACAAAAGCUUAAAACAGCAGCAGUACAGAGCCGAAAACCAGAUUCUUUUAAAAGAGAUUGAAAGUCUAGAGGAAGAACGACUUGAUCUGAAAAAAAAAAUUCGCCAAAUGGCUCAAGAAAGAGGAAAAAAGACUGCAAAUUCAGGAUUAAAUGUUGAGAAUGUGAGCCCAACUGAAAAUUAUUCUCAAGAGAAUAGACUAGGAGAAAGAAAAUUUGAUUUUAUGAACCUCAAAAAUAUGAGUGAAACACAAUCAAAGAUUAGAAGUUCAGAUAAAAUAGAACUGCUGCAUAGGAGACCAUUCAGUAUUCUACAGUCAUAUCAGAAUGAACCACAGGAGAAUAUGACCACAGGACCAUUAUCAAGAAUACUAUCUGAAAUUCAUCACAGUGUAGAAAGUGAAGUGAAUCCUGUUGCUUCUUUAAGUAGACAUUCUUCAUCUAUACAAGUAAAAGAUAACUAUUCACUUCCAGGAUCUAUUACGAUAAGGGAGAUUUUUAAAGCACCCUGUCUACAAUCUUUAAAAAAUCUGGAAUCAUUAGUUAAUACCUUUAGUAGGGAGAGUCAUGAAGACAUAAAUGAUUACUUAUACUCUUUUUCUGAUGACUCUAUGAAGAAAGAGUCAAGAAGCCAUCAGGCGCUUGAGAAGACUAGUUUUACACAAAAAAGUCAGUCAACUGAGCAAGGCUUAUCAGCAGCAUCAGACUUACUGCAGAAGUUAUCACUUAGGCAAAAAUGUGCAGUAUUUUCUCAACAAAUUCAUGUUAAUAGAACUGACAUGGAUAAAUCACAAGUAGCAACAUCAGAAGAUGAAAAGACUCAUAACCGAGCAAAAUAUGCUGAUUCCAAUUUGAAAGAAGAUAUCAAAAGAAGUGAAGUACCCUUACAGGCAGAGAUCUUGAAAAGUAAAUUUGAAGUUAAUCUUUUGGACCCUGUGCCUAUUAUUGCACAAUCAAAAUUAUCUCAGAUAGAUCCACUUGAAAAUCUUAUAGAACAGCUACGGAGAGAACUAGUAUUUCUUAGAUCUCAGAAUGAAGUGAUAGCACAGGAUUUAUUGAUUAAAGAAGCACAGAGUAGAAAUGCAGAAAGAGAGCUUGAACGUCAUAGACGCCAGGCAGAACAGAAUGAAUUUCUUUCAAAAGAACUCACUGAAAAGGAAAGAGAUUUAGAAAGAAGUAAAACAGUAAUAGUCAAAUUUCAGAAUAAAUUAAAAGAAUUAGUUGAAGAAAAUAAGCAACUUGAAGAAGGUAUGAAAGAAAUAUUGCAAGCUAUUAAGGAAAUGCAGAAAGAGCCUGAUGUUACAGGAGGAGAAACAUCUCUAAUUAUCCCUAGUCUUGAAAGACUAGUUAAUGCUAUAGAAUCAAAAAAUGCAGAAGGAAUCUUUGAUGCCAAUCUUCAUUUGAAAGCUCAAGUUGAUCAACUUACUGGGAGGAAUGAAGAAUUAAGACAGGAGCUCAGGGAAUCUCGGAAGGAGGCUAUAAAUUAUUCUCAGCAGUUGGCAAAAGCAAAUUUAAAGAUAGAUCACCUUGAAAAAGAGACCAAUCUCUUACGACAAUCCAAAGAAUCAAAUGUUGUUUUUAAGGGAGUAGACCUACCUGAUGGGAUAGCACCAUCUAGUGCCGAUAUCAUUAAUGCUCAAAAUGAAUAUUUGAUACGUCUCUUACAGGAGCUAGAACAUAAAGAAAAGAAUUUAAAGAAUUUAGAAGAUUCUCUUGAAGAUUAUAAUAGAAAAUUUGCGGUAAUUCGUCAUCAGCAAAGCUUAUUAUAUAAAGAAUAUCUAAGUGAAAAGGAGACCUGGAAAACAGACUCUGAAACUAUGAAAGUGGAAAAGAAAAAACUUGAGGAUCAAAUCCAACAAGAUGCUAUAAAAGUAAAAGAAUAUAAUAAUUUGCUCAAUGCUCUUCAAAUGGAUACAGAUGAAAUGAAAAAAGCACUUUCAGAAAACAGUAGAAAAAUCACAGUCUUGCAAGUGAAUGAAAAGUCACUCAUACGGCAAUAUACUACUUUAGUAGAAAUGGAACGGCAACUUAGAAAAGAAAAUGGGAAACAGAAGAAUGAGUUAAUGUCCAUGGAAGCUGAAGUUUGUGAAAAAAUUGGACAUUUGCAACGAUUUAAGGAAAUGGCUGUCUUCAAGAUUGCAGCUCUCCAAAAAGUUAUAGAUAAUAGUGUCUCUCUGUCUGAACUAGAAUUGGCCAAUAAACAAUACAAUGAUCUCACUGCUAAGUACCGGGACCUUUUACAAAAAGAUAAUAUGCUUGUUCAAAGAACAAGUAACUUGGAACACCUAGAGUGUGAAAAUGCAUCCCUAAAAGAACAAAUGGAAUCUAUAAAUAAAGAACUAGAGAUUACCAAGGAAAAACUUCACACUAUUGAACAAGCUUGGGAACAAGAAACUAAAUUAGGAAAUGAAUCUAACAUGGAUAAGGCAAAAAAGUCAAUAACCAACAGUGAGAUUGUUUCUAUUUCAAAAAAAAUCACUAUGCUGGAGAUGAAGGAAUUAAACGAAAGGCAGCGGGCUGCACAUUCUCAAAAAAUGUAUGAACACAUAAGGACUUCAUUACAGCAAAUGGAAGAACGUAAUUUUGAAUUGGAAACCAAAUUUGCUGAGCUUACGAAAAUCAAUUUGGAAGCACAGAAGGUGGAACAGAUGUUAAGAGAUGAAUUAGCUGAUAGCGUGAGCAAGACAGUAAGUGAUGCUGACAGGCAACGGAUUCUAGAAUUAGAAAAGAACGAAAUGGAGCUAAAAGUUGAAGUGUCAAAACUGAGGGAGAUUUCUGAUAUUGCCAAAAGACAAGUUGAAAUUUUGAAUGCACAGCAGCAGUCCAGGGAAAAGGAAGUAGAGUCCAUCAGAAUGCAGCUCUUAGACUAUCAGGCACAGUCAGAUGAAAAGGCACUAAUUGCCAAGUUGCACCAACACAUUGUCUCUCUUCAAGUUAGUGAGGCUACUACACUCUGUAAAUUGGAGUCGACUGCAUCUAAACUGCAGAAGGUGGAGACCUGUAAUUUACGCUUAGAGCAGAAACUUGAUGAAAAAGAACAGGCUCUCUAUUUUUCACGUUUGGAGGGGAGAAACAGAGCAAAACAUCUUCGCCAAACAAUUCAGUCUCUACGACGACAGUUUAGUGGAGCUUUACCCUUGGCACAACAGGAAAAAUUCUCUAAAACAAUGAUUCAGUUGCAAAAUGACAAACUUCAGAUAAUGCAAGAAAUGAAAAAUUCUCAACAAGAACACCGAAAUAUGGAGAACAAAACAUUGGAGAUGGAAUUAAAAUUAAAGGGACUAGAAGAAUUAAUAAGCACUCUAAAGGAUGCCAGGGGUGCCCAGAAGGUAAUCAAUUGGCAUAUGAAAAUAGAAGAACUUCGUCUUCAAGAACUUAAACUAAAUCGAGAAUUAGUCAAGGAUAAAGAAGAAAUAAAAUAUUUGAAUAAUAUAAUUUCUGAAUAUGAGCAUACAAUCAGCAGUCUGGAGGAAGAAAUUGUACAGCAAAACAAGUUUCAUGAAGAAAGACAAAUGGCAUGGGACCAAAGAGAAGUUGAGCUGGAACGUCAACUAGAUAUUUUUGACCGUCAGCAAAGUGAAAUACUGAAUGCAGCACAAAAGUUUGAAGAGGUUACAGGAUCAAUGCCAGACCCUAGUUUGCCUCUUCCAAAUCAACUUGAGAUUGCUCUAAGAAAAAUUAAGGAGAAUGUUCGAAUAAUCCUAGAAACACGGGCAACUUGCAAAUCACUAGAAGAGAAGUUAAAAGAAAAAGAAUCUGCUUUACGGUCAGCAGAGCAAAAUAUUCUGUCAAGAGACAAGGUAAUCAAUGAGCUGAGACUUCGAUUACCUGCCACUGCAGAACGAGAAAAGCUUAUUGCUGAGCUAGGCAGAAAAGAAGUAGAACCAAAAUCUCAUCACACAUUGAAAAUUGCUCAUCAGACCAUUGCCAACAUGCAAGCAAGGUUAAAUCAAAAAGAAGAAGUUUUAAAGAAGUAUCAACAUCUUCUUGAAAAAGCCAGAGAGGAGCAAAGAGAAAUUGUUAAGAAACAUGAGGAAGACCUUCAUAUUCUUCAUCAUAAGUUAGAACUACAGGCUGAUAGCUCACUCAAUAAAUUUAAACAGACCGCUUGGGAUUUAAUAAAGCAGUCUCCUGCUCCAGUUGUUACCAAUAAGCAUUUUAUUCGUCUGGCUGAGAUGGAACAGACAGUGGCAGAACAAGAUGACUCUCUCUCUUCACUUUUGAUGAAACUAAAAAAAGUAUCACAAGAGUUAGAGCGACAAAAAGAAAUCACUGAAUUAAAAAUCAAAGAAUUUGAAAAUGUCAAAUUACGGCUCCAAGAAAACCAUGCAGAUGAAGUAAAAAAAGUGAAAACAGAAGUAGAGGACCUAAGGUCCCUUCUGGCCCAGUCACAAAAGGAGUCACGGAGUUUAAAAUCUGAACUUCAGGCUCAAAAAGAAGCAAAUUCAAGAGCUCCAACAACUACAAUGAGAAAUCUAGUAGAAAGACUUAAGAGCCAGCUAGCCUUGAAAGAGAAACAACAAAAAGCACUUAGUCGCGCACUUUUGGAACUUCGGGCAGAGAUGACAGCAGCAGCUGAAGAACGUAUUAUUUCUGCAACUUCUCAGAAAGAGGCAAAUCUCAAUGUUCAACAAAUUGUUGAUCGGCAUACGAAAGAGCUAAAGUCACAAAUUGAAGAUUUAAGUGAAAAUCUUUCAAAAUUGAAAGAAGCUCUUAAAACAAGUAAAAGCAAAGAGAACUCACUAACUGAUAAUUUGAAUGACAUUACCAAUGAACUACAAAAAAAACAAAAAGCCUAUAAUAAAAUUCUUAAAGAGAAAGACGAAAUUGAUCAAGAGAAUGAUGAACUGAAAAGGCAAAUUAAAAGACUAACCAGUGGAUUACAGAGCAAGCCUAUCAUAGAUAAUAAACAAAGCCUAAUUGAAGAACUGCAAAAGAAAAUUAAAAAACUGGAAAGUCAGUUGGAAAGAAAGAUGAAUGAGGUAGAAAUAAAGCCUAUAAAAGAAAAGAGUGCUAAAGAAGAAUUAAUUAGGUGGGAAGAAGGUAAAAAGUGGCAAACCAAAAUAGAGGGAAUACGAAACAAAUUGAAAGAGAAAGAGGGAGAAGUCUACAUUCUAACAAAGCAGUUGAGUACUUUGAAGGAUCUUUUUGCCAAAGCUGACAAGGAAAAACUUACUUUGCAGAAGAAACUAAAAACAACUGGUGUAACUGUUGAUCAAGUUAUGGGGGUACGUGCUUUGGAGUCAGAAAAAGAGUUGGAAGAAUUAAAGAAGAGAAAUCUUGACUUAGAAAAUGACCUAUCGUAUAUGAGGACCCACCAAGCCCUUUCUCGAGAUUCUGUUAUAGAAGAUUUACGUUUACAAAACAGAUACCUCCAAGAAAAACUUCAUACUUUAGAAAAACAGUUUUCAAAGGACACGUUUUCUAGGCCUUCAGUAAGUACUUCAGAAAUAGAGUCAGAUGAUCGUAGCCAAAGAGAACAGGAACUUCAAAGGGAAAAUUUGAAGUUGUCAUCUGAAAAUAUUGAACUAAAAUUUCAGCUUGAACAAGCAAAUAAGGACUUGCCAAGAUUAAAGAAUCAAGUAAGAGAUCUGAAGGAAAUGUGUGAAUUUCUUAAGAAAGAAAAAGGAGAAGUUGAGCGGAAACUGGGCCGUGUGAGAGGGUCUGGUAGAAGUGGAAAGACAAUCCCAGAACUAGAAAAAACCAUUGGUUUAAUGAAAAAAGUAGUUGAAAAAGUCCAGAGGGAAAACGAACAGUUGAAGAAAGCAUCAGGAAUAUUGACCAGCGAAAAAAUGGCUAAUACUGAGCUAGAAAAUGAAAAGUUGAAGGCUGAAUUAGAAAAACUUAAAGUUCAUCUUGGACGUCAGUUGAGCAUGCACUAUGAAUCCAAGAACAAAGGCACAGAGAAAAUUGUUGCUGAAAAUGAUAGACUUCGAAAAGAACUUAAAAAGGAAACUGAAGCUGCAGAAAAAUUGCGAAUAGCUAAGAAUAAUUUAGAGAUUUUAAAUGAGAAGAUGACAGUUCAGCUAGAAGAAACUGGUAAGAGAUUACAACUUGCAGAAAGCAGAGGUCCACAGCUUGAAGGUGCUGACAGUAAGAGCUGGAAAUCAAUUGUUGUCACAAGAAUGUAUGAAACCAAAUUGAAAGAAUUGGAAACUGAUAUUGCCAAAAAAACCCAAAGCCUUGCUGAUCUUAAACAAUUUGUGAAAGAAGCAACAGAGCGGGAACAAAAAGUUAAAAAAUACACCGAAGACCUUGAGCAACAGAUUGAGAUUCUCAAACAUGUUCCUGAAGGUGCUGAGACAGAGCAAGGCCUCCACCGGGAGCUUAAAGUUCUUAGAUUGGCUAAUAGUCAGCUGGCAAAAGAAAAGGCAGAAUUAAUUCAUCAGUUAGAAGUUAACAAAAACCAAAGUGGAGCUGAUGGCACCAUACCUGAUACUGAUCAACUGAAAGAAAAGGUAAAAGAUCUAGAAACACAGCUCAAAACCUCAGCUCUAGAAAAGCAGCAUUUGAAGGAGGAAAUAAAGAAGCUGAAGAAAGAACUGGAAAAUUUUGAUCCUUCAUUUUUUGAAGAAAUUGAAGACCUGAAGUAUAAUUACAAAGAAGAAGUGAAAAAAAAUAUUCUCUUAGAAGAGAAGUUAAAAAAACUUUCAGAACAAUUUGGGGUUGAAUUAACUAGUCCUACUGCUAUUUCUGAACAGUUUGAAGAUGAAGAGGAAAGUCCUGUUAAUUUCCCCAUUUAUUAAAGGCCACCUACAACUACAGUUUUACUAUUAACUUUGUAAGUUAAAAGUCCAUCUGUAAAUCAAGCACGUUUCUGACCUACAUUCUUGUACUCUUAUAAUUGGAAUUUGUAGUAAAUAAAAUUGUAUAAAAAUUACCAUAUUAAAAAAGUAUAUAUUUUUAAGACUUUUAGAGUUAUGACUAUCAAAUACUAUUGAGCUGUGGUGAAUUUCUGUACAUUCAUGUUUUGAAUUUUUAAAGAUGUAAAUUUUAAUAAUUUUAACAUUUAAAAUUGGGGUUAUAUGUAAUGAUUUGAGAUAGUACAGUCAUAAAUAUAUAUGUAAUAUAUACAUUAUGAGGUUAAGCCAUAUGUUUUGUUAACAAGAUUCAGUUUAAAACAUUUAAUUUUGAAAGUGAAUGAUCCAAAAUUGUUGGUUGAAUUGUUUAAAUUACAACCCAGUUAUACUGGACAAAAUCCAACCUUUAUACAAGCUGGGGAGCUUACUAUUAUGUACAUUUUUAAGUCCAGGAGUUAAAAAUCAUUUGCAGAUUUUAAAUAAAACUUGGAAGAGAUAUUUGCAAUGGGGAAAUUCAUUUCUUCAAAUGCUAGAAGAUAUAUUCAUCAGAAUCUGAACAGUAAAUAGGCAUAUUUUUACCUUUAAACACAGCAUGUUCAAGAUUCAGGUAUAAUACAUCUGGUUUGUACUGCAUUUCUAGUUUAUACUUCAAGUAUUAUAUCUUUGAGCCUACCAAAUUUCUGAUUAUCUAUUUUUGAAAAAUGACUAAACAAACAUUUCGUAU